Messenger RNA from Haemonchus placei, 2250 nucleotides. The record is from the annotation of a GenBank genome assembly. Lineage: Eukaryota; Metazoa; Nematoda; Chromadorea; Rhabditida; Trichostrongylidae.
AUGAGGCUGCUGUCGGCUCUUCCCUACCGUCUUGCAUCGUCCGUACACCUCUACGGAUCGUCUCAUUCUGCUGGUGUUCGGUUACUUUGCACAGCACCAAGAGUUCUUAGGGAAACGACAGGCGCAGUUGAUGAACGUGAAAGUAAGGAAAUCUACACUACCUGUUCAAUUGAUCCCGACGAGCCAAAAUUUGAGAAAAUUCUCAUUGCUAACAGAGGAGAGAUCGCAUGUCGAGUAAUCAAGACUGCCCGCGCGAUGGGCAUCAGAACCGUUGCCGUACAUUCGGAUGUGGACUCAGGAUCUCUUCACGUCAAAUUGGCUGAUGAGGCUGUUUGUGUCGGUCCAGCUCCCACAAGUGAAUCGUAUCUCCGUGCAGACAAGAUCUUGGAAGCUGUGAAGAUGACUGGAGCUCAGGCUGUCCACCCUGGAUAUGGUUUCCUUUCUGAGAACACCAAAUUCGCUGCCGAAUUAGAAAAAGCCGGCGCAGUGUUCAUUGGUCCCAACUCAAAGGCUAUCCUGGAUAUGGGAGACAAAAUUCAUUCGAAAAAGAUAGCCACAGCUGCUAAGUUGAGUAGUUACCUCGGUGACUUUCGUCCAUGGUUUGCCCUUAUUUUUUACUAUGGACAGCUGACGGUCAACAUGAUUCCUGGAUUUGACGGCGAAAUAGACGACGAGGAUAUGUGCGUUAAAGUUGCCAACGACAUUGGAUAUCCGGUCAUGAUUAAAGCCUCAGCAGGAGGUGGUGGAAAAGGAAUGCGUAUUGCUUGGAAUGAUAAGGAGGCUCGUGAUGGAUACAGGCUUUCCAAACAGGAAGCAAAGUCUUCUUUCGGAGAUGAUCGUAUGCUCGUUGAGAAAUUCAUUGAUAAUCCUCGACACAUUGAAAUGCAGGUGCUCUGUGAUAAACAUGGAAACGCCCUUUGGCUGAAUGAGCGUGAAUGUUCUAUCCAACGAAGAAAUCAGAAAGUGAUUGAAGAAGCUCCGAGCAGCUUUGUCAUUCCUGAGAUGCGUCGCGCAAUGGGAGAGCAAGCAUGUUCGCUUGCAUUAGCUGUGGGUUACGAUUCGGCAGGAACUGUAGAGUUCUUGGUCGAUUCGAAGAGAAACUUCUAUUUCCUGGAAAUGAACACGCGUCUACAGGUCGAACAUCCAAUCACUGAAUGUAUCACUGGAAUUGAUAUUGUACAACAAAUGUUACGGGUUGCUUAUGGCCACAAGCUUCCUCUCACGCAGGAUCAAGUUCCACUGAGAGGAUGGGCUUUCGAAAGCAGAGUCUACGCUGAGGAUCCCUACAAAGGUUUUGGUCUGCCGUCUAUUGGCCGCCUAUCCAAAUAUGUUGAACCUCGUCACGUUGCCGGUGUGCGCUGUGAUUCCGGAAUCCGUGAAGGCUCUGAGAUCUCCAUCUAUUACGAUCCACUGAUUUGCAAGCUUGUCACUCACGGUAAUGAUCGUCAACAAGCAUUGGAUCGCAUGGUCGAAGCUCUUGACAACUACGUUAUCAGAGGUGUGACGAACAAUAUUCCUCUUCUUCGUGACAUUUGCCAAGAAGAGCGUUUCCGAACUGGCAACAUCACCACUAAGUAUCUUCCCGAAACAUACCCUGAAGGUUUCCAAGGUGCAACUUUGAAUGAAGAAGAAGAAGAGACUAUUAUUGGUAUCGCCGCGGCUCUGAACGCACGCAAACUAGCUCGUGGAAAUAAGUAUUUGAACCACACUAGACAAAGAUCCACCGCUGUCGACCCUUACAGUAAGAAAUACAGGUAUAACAUGCUAUGUUUUUGUUAUUUAACUGUCAGCUUUCAUGUCCUAUUUAUGAUUCUUGUUGACGACAAAAAAAUCUCAGUCGAAGGGGAUCUCAAUCUUGCCAACCCCGUCAUUCACUUGAGCACCGGAAAGCAACAGCGGAUAGCAACACAAAUUGUUGGAAAACGCGCAGGAGAGAUCACUGUACUCUUCAAAGGUUCGCCUUUCAAGGUGAAGGUACUCCCUGAGCAGGCUCUUGAAUACCUCCAAUACAUGAAGGAGAAGCCGAAGCUUGAUCUGUCCACUGUUGUGUUGGCACCUAUGCCCGGAGCAAUCAAGUCCGUUACUGUGAAGGUUGGCGAUAUGGUUAGCGAGGGUCAGGAGUUGGUCGUUAUGGAGGCUAUGAAGAUGCAAAACAGCUUGCACGCAGGAAAAACGGGAAAAGUAAAAGCUGUCCAUGUUAAAGUUGGUGACACCGUCGAUGAGGCGCAAGUGCUGGUAGAACUCGAAUAA